Molecule: messenger RNA, 3288 nt
Organism: Impatiens glandulifera
Lineage: Eukaryota; Viridiplantae; Streptophyta; Magnoliopsida; Ericales; Balsaminaceae
Product: disease resistance protein At4g27190-like
Exons: 5
Coding region: 1-3288 (1095 amino acids)
Molecular function (GO): ADP binding
Source: RefSeq, a predicted model, not a curated record
AUGGAAUUAGCUAUUAUUUGUAGUCUAAUUGGGAAGAUCGCGUUGUGGCUGUUUCAGCCAAUACAACGAGAACUGGGCUAUCUUAUUUUCUUUAAAAAUAACAUUAAAGAGCUCGAAACUCGACUGAAUCAACUACAAACAUUGAGAAACACUAUACAAGGAAGGGAGGAUGCAGCAAAGAGGAAGUGGCAAACCUUAGGAGAAACCACAGAAGAGUGGAUUGAGACUGCAAAUGGAAAAAUCAAGGAAGCUGAGAAUAUCAUCAGAGACAAGGCUGAGUUUCAAAAAGGAUGUUUCUCCAUCAAAUGCUGCCCUGAUAUUAGAUUCCGCUACUAUUUGGGUAAGGAGGGGAAGAAAUCAACUCUGGCUCUCAUUGAGCUCAUUGAAUCUGCUGAUAAGUUGCCAACAACAAAUCACGAUUUACCACCAUUUCCCGUAAACAUGCUUAAUUUCAUUGGAGAUGUUUUUGAAUUCAAGACUCGAACGAAGGCUACAACAGACUUAAUUGAGUUGUUGAUGGAUAAAGAGUCAAUGCUGAUAGGAAUAUGUGGGAUGGGGGGCAUUGGCAAGACCACAUUCGUUCAUCAAGUUAUUCAUAAGGUAAAAAAUGAUCAGCAUUUAUUUGAUAUAGAAGCUAUUUCGAAAGUCUCGAGAAACCCUAAAUUGGAGACUAUCCAAAAUGAGAUUGCCGAGGCAUUAGGGUUUUCCCUUAAGGAUGUAGAGAAUGAAAUGGUAAGAGCAGUGCGUUUAAGAAACGCACUUGUUAACAAGAAUGUUGUUGUCCUGUUGGAUGAUGUUUGGAAAGAGUUUGAUUUAAAUGCAAAAGGAUUUCCGUUGGGACUGAGUGUUGAUGAUCAUGAAGAAGGGUAUUAUUGCAAAAUUGUUUACACAUCUAGAAUUCAAGGUUUAUGGGCAAGUAUACGAACCAAAAGGGAAAUCUCUCUUGAACUAUUGUCAGAUGAAGAAGCACACCAUUUGUUUAGGAGAAAAGCCUAUGCACUUGAUGAUAUUGAUUCUCAUUCUUUAAGAGAAAUGGCAAAUCAAAUUGUGAAGGAAUGUGGACGAUUGCCCCUCGCGCUUGAGGUUGUAGGAAGCGCCCUCUUCCAAAAGAGCAAACAUGAGUGGGAGGAUAUGCUUUUUCGUUUGAGGAAUCAUUCUCAAGAGAACAAUUCCCUCACAGUGCCUGGAUCAGUAUACAGUGUAUUGGAGACGAGUUAUGACUUCUUAGAAGAAGACAAUGCCAGGUCUUUGUUCUUGCUCUGCUGCUUAUUCCAAGAAGACGAAGAGAUUCCAAUUGAGACAUUGUAUCGUUAUGCUGUGGGAUUACAUCUAUUCAAAGGUAUGAAUAACCUAAGACAAAUAAGGUUACGUGUCUACACUAUAGUGUUUAACUUGAUAAGGAAAAAUUUGCUAGUAAAGGUUAGAAAAAGAAUAUCCAAAUUUAAUGGUGGGGAGCUUGUAGUCAUGCAUGAUGUUGUGAGAGAUGUGGGAAUUUCAAUUGCUUCGCGAAAAGAGCAUGGUUUUCUUCUAGUGUGUGAUGGUGAUAGAUUGGUGAACGAACUAAAGAAUGACGGACACACUAAGGUUUCUAUAGUAUUCGAGGACUGUCUAAAAUUCCCCGAAAGGAUGGACUUCAGAUGCUCAACACUCGAGCUAUUACGGUUAAAUCAUUCCUUUUACCUCUCAAAUGUAGAAAUACCGGAGAGUUUUUUUAAAGGGAUAGAAAAACUCAAAGUUCUAGAUAUAGUGAGAGACAUGCCACAAAUUGCAUAUUCUUUACAAUAUCUAGGGACAUUCAAGUUCAGUUCAACAAUAAAUGUAUCUUCCAUUGGACAUCUUAGGUGCUUGGAGGUCCUUAGUCUUCGAGAGUCUGCCAUCGAAACUUUACCAAAAGAAAUAAGCGAGUUAACAAAUUUAAAAUUACUGGAUUUGACCUCGUGUUGUCAUUUAAGAAGUAUAAGCCAUGGUAUUCUAUCAAGGCUUACUAAUUUGCAAGAAUUGUACAUGUGGCAUAGUUUCAAUGAUUGGAGACUAACUGGAGGAAAUGCCAGGAUUAUUGAAUUAGAUUCUUUACAUAAAUUGUGGAGAUUGGAAUUGGAGGUACCCAACAUUGAACAAAUUCCAAGAGGUGUUAAGCUAUUUUCUUCUUCAACGUUAUUAAGACAAUAUAAGAUAAGUAUCGGGGUUCAUAUACCAAUUGAAUUUAAAAAUGGUGAGGAAAGACAACUCUGGGUGGAAAAUGUUGACAACAUUAGUCUUUUAUUCCAUGAACUCGGGGUCUUAACUGAAAAUAGCAUUACCAAUCUAUUUCUAUCUGGAAGCAUCAUGGUCAACCUUUGGGAGAAAUUGAAUGUAAACCAAUUCCUUUCUUUGAAUGAUUUAGUGCUUGAACAUUGUGGAGCUAUAGAGAGUUUGUUUUACAGAGGAAUGAUGAAGUCGGAUAUGACCCUUUUCCCACAACUAAUGUCACUCGAGAUUUUUGAUUUACCAGUAAGGCAUCUCAAACACCUCGAAGAGCUUAUACUCGAAAGAUGCAAAAUAAUGAAAGAAACCAUUAUUUGCAAUGAGAUGGAACACAAUAAAAUUGAGUUCAGUGCUUUGAUAUACCUAAAGCUUUGGGAUUUGGAGAGUCUGAAAAGUUUUUGCAAUGGAGUUGACGAGAUCCAUUUCCAUAAACUAAAAAGAUUGGAGCUACGAGGAUUGCAUCGAUUUGUUUUUCCAACCAAGGUGAAAAUUCCUUGUUUGGAGAUGCUGAGUAUUAAAUAUAUUCCAAACCUUGAAACUUUAUGCAACUUCGAGGCUCCAAACCUAAAAGAUUUGGAAAUAUAUAAUUGUGACAAACUGAGAUAUGUAUUUUCGAUGAACUUCAUGAAGAGUAUUUCCCAUCUCCAGUAUUUAACCAUUGUGCAAUGUAAAAUGUUGAAAGGAGUAUUGUCAACUGAUGCAAAAUUGGAUGCUGCGAGUAAUCAUUCAGAUGGAAGUUCAACAGAUAAACCAAUUGAAUUCCUUAAGUUAAUGAGAUUGCACCUUGAAUCUUUAGACGAACUUGUGAGUUUUUUUGUUGGCAACAUGGAGAAGCCGCAAAGGACACUUUUUCAUGAUCAGGUUUCAUUUCCUUGCUUAGAAGAUUUGAGAAUAACCAACUUGCCAAAGAUAAAUUAUAUAAUGGGAUAUGAAGGUCGUCAAAAUACAGACAAUUACAGGGAAAUUCGUCGUAUAUUUCCCAAGGAUGAGAUAUUUGGCCCUUAUGGUGAGUACAAGAUGAGUGGCUUUCGAAGGGAUAUGUGA